AGUUGGACAGGAGUAGCAACAUGGCGCUGGGUGGCGAAUGAUGAUAAUUGUGGUAUCUGUCGAAUGCCAUUUGAUGGAUGUUGUCCAGACUGUAAAAUGCCAGGUGAUGACUGCCCUCUAGUUUCUGUAGAAAGUUGCAAAAGACAACCAUAUUAAGAAGGACCAACAAAGAUACGCUAUAUUUGUUUACGAUGGCAACUAGGAAAAAAAGUCAUUUCCAAGGACUGGUUGUUGUUAAGCGGCGAAAGAUUUUAACCGUGAAACAAAAACUUGAGAUAAUUGAAGCUUUGGAGCAUAACCGUUCAGCUAAAGAAAUUGCAGAUCUGUUUGGUAUCUCAAAAUUGCAGAUAUUUCGCAUUGCAAAGCAGAAAAAGACUUUGUUGACAGCGUGGAGAAAUAACAAGAACCCUGACCAGAAGAAAAUUCGGCGGAGGAGAUAUCAGGAUGUUGAGGAAGGUCUUCUUGCUUGGUUUCAUGAUUCUUCACAUAAAAAAAUUCUUCCAUCGAGGGAAUUAUUAAUGAAACAAGCAUGUCUUAUUGCAAAAAACAUUGGCAGAAUGGACUUCAAACCUUCAAGAUUCUGGCUACAAAAUUGGGCAGCUGUUCAUAAAAUUAAUCUAAUGAGACUUCCGUUUGAAAACUCACUGGGGUUUAACAGUGUUGAUAACAGUGCCUCAAGUAGUCAUCAACCCAGUCUGUCCAUUUACGAAGGAACUAGGAAUCACACCGUCCCACAAAUAAAUUAUUACCAAGAUCAUUCUCGGCAAGACAUAAAUAAGAACACUCAGUCAGCAGGUUACACAACUCAAGAGAAUUCCAACGCUAACCAAGAAGUAACAAUGCAGUCUUUAUUACUGAAAUAUGAAGAUAAUGAUAUAUAUUUUAUCGGUACAGUGGCGCUGUACUAUCGUGCCUUGCCCCAGAAAAUGUCUGGGUGUAAGUAUGAAGCAACUUCUGCAGAAAAGAAUCCAUGGGAAAUUAUAUCUGUUGUUCUUGCAACAAAUAUGUCAGGAUCAGAUAAGACAGAAGUGUGGGUGAUUGGUCAAGAUGAAGGAUCUCGUGAUUGUUUUAAAGGAAUUAAUAAUAUUCCUGUUACCUAUGUCAGUAGUGAGGACACGUGCAUGUCCCCUGGCAUUUUUACAGAAUGGGUGCAACAAUUUGAUGAAUCAUUGUCAAUCCAGAAUCGCAAGGUUUCAUUGAUUGUGCAACUUACUGCAGCAUCGUCUGUCAAUGUGUCAUUAAAGAAUAUUAACUUAAUCAAACUUCCACAAUCAGAAACAAUGGCGCAUCCCUUAGAUCAUGGAAUUACAGCAGCUUUCAAGAAGUAUUACAGAAGGCAAAUUGUGGAGAGGAUUUUGCUGUCAAUGAAGAGUGGAGGAGAUAUGUUUUCUAAAGCUAUCAGUCAAGCCAUUGCUUACAAUGUGGAUCUUCUGGAUUCUGCUCAUAUGAUUCAUACUGCUUGGAAGAAUGUGAGCCAAGAAACCAUUAAGAAAGCUUUUGCCAAAACUGGUCUUGGGAAUCAUGAAUUACAAGAGGAUACUCUCCAUACUAAUGCCAAUGAUGAAGAUAUUACUCCAGAAGGAAUGAGUUCUGCCGAGUUCUCUUGCUAUGUUGCCAUCGAUGAUAACAUUGGCACAGUGGAAGUGAUUGGUGAAGAUCAGACAUUCAAUCAAAAUACCAGUAGUCAAUAUGAAUCCAUUUGUUUGCUACCAUCUGAUAACAACUUGCAAGGGGUAGAAGAAGAGUUUGUUGAUCUUGUGACAAAUGCUGAAGGAGAGUCUGAUAGAGAACACCGUCCACGUAGGAGUGGAAGAAGAUUGAUAAAUAACAGACAUGAAGCUCAUCAACUUAGAGACCAUUUAGAACCAGCUUCUGGUGAGGACGUUGUUGAAAGUGAUGCUUCUGAUGGCCUCAAUGACUACUACGGUAAUAGUAGUCUGCUGAAAAGGACACUUGUACGUCGAAAGUCAUACACACCAAUAAAUAUGUCUUCUGAGCAUCAGCAAGGAACCUCAGCUGGGCAUGUGGAUUAUGGGCAUCUGUCAGGCACUACAGCUGAAGAUGUGAAUGGUGUUAGUAGCUUUGUUCGCCAAAGUGGACCAAACAUUGCUUCCAAAGUAUCUCCAAGGAAAGAGCGAGCUGAUGUAUCACAUGUUCCCAGUCCAACAGAAACUCUGAUUGCUCUAUCAACAGUCAGACGAUAUUUAGAGCAUAUCGGGCAUGAGCAGUAUGACUCUUUUCUGAAAGUUGAAAGUGCGGUUAUUUCACACUGUACUAAAGAUUUACGUUGAUAUUAUCACACAAAUACUGACAUUGAAGCUUAGAGUAAACAUCUAGAGAUCCGAUGUUUAUGAAGCAUGCAGAUUACAGUCUUGGAGUAAAAAUCUGAUGCCCAUAUACAUAAAAUGAAUUUAAAAUUCUGGUUCAAUCUAAUUUUUUUUUUUAAUAGUGUAAUUUCAUAAUUUAAAAACAAACUGCAAAACUACAAACAUAUUUAUGUAUUUUUCGUUUAUUGGUAUAAAGACACUCUGAAUUAUCUGAAUUUACAAGACAAAAGGAAGAAAAAUACAAGACGAAAUGUAUUUAUAUACCAAUUUGAAGCGGUGUUAUUUCAAUCCUAGCUUGAACAAGAACUAGAAUUAUUUUUAAGAAUACUACAGUACUGGCAUAUCUGUAAGGCCAAUUUAAAAAUCAAUAGUUUCUCACAUCUGUAAGUCACCUUUUUUUCUGCUGCCUAAUUUUUAUUCUUUUAAAAAAAUAUUUACAGUAUUCAUUUUUUGUAUAUUUUUUUCUAAUAUAAAAAUCAUGCUUGCCUUUUUUUGUAAACACAAUGUAUCACUGAUUUGUGCAUUUUGCUGGCAUGUUCUCUCCUCUAUUAAAUGGUGUUAUCACGGUUAUCACCACAACUAGAAAGGUCUUUCUUUUUAUGAAAAGUUAGAAAAAGCCAGUUUUUUUUUUAACUUGGCCUUGGUUAAAACAAAACCUUCCUGGACUGUUGUAACUUAUUAUAAACUUGGAUGAUAAAAUCAAAUUUAGCUAUAAAGUCUGUAAAAUACCAUUUGUUAUGUUGAAGAAUAAUUUUUAAAAAAUAUUUUUAAUGUACAGUAUUAUAUAUUAUAAUAAACAAAAUAAGUAAUAAUCUGAUUUAAUGUUAACUUUCGUAGAUAUAAAAUAAGAUUUUUUUUUUGCCUGUGGCUGUAUAAUUGUAUGUAGAGUAGUUUAUUAUUAUUCUCUGUGCUGAGACAAGACAGUGUAGAAGCAGAGGAAUGUGUAUUUUUAGUCGAAAGACGAAUGUCAACAAAAUAUCUUAUCUAGAGCUCUCAAAAUUCUCAUUAGCUUUAUAAUUACAGUAGUUGUUUGCAGUAAUUGCUUUUAUACUGUACAAAUUACAUUUAAAUAUUUUAUAGUUAAAUUAAAAUAUAUCUUAAUUGUGAAUAACUGGCUUUAAAACAUUUCUCUUUUAGAAUCACACCUUGGUAUAAUUGUCCAUAAUAUUACAGUUUUAUGAAGUAUUACUUACAGAAUUUUUUUUUUGAGGAUUAUUUUAUUUGUUGUUGAUAAAACACCUUUGUGUACUCUGCAUAUUAAUACAGACACUUGCAUCAGGAGCCCCAGGAGUUACAAGGAAAAUAAUUUAGUCAUAAAUAUGCUCACAUGAACGAGUCUGUUAUUAAUUUUAAUAAUUACUCUGUUGUGAUGCAGGUAUCGAUUUUCCUGGUGCACAGUUAUCCAUAUCCAGAAAUGAUGGUUUGGUUUAAUAAUAAUAAUUAUUGAUAUUUUUAAUGAAUCAGGUGAUAUCACCUGUACAUAAAUAUUAAUGUUGAGCAUAAAAUGCUAAAUGGCAGCUUACAUGAAUGGGUAAGUCUCAAGCCAUCACUCUUGAUAUGGGUCCUUCAAAUCUGUACAGUAUACCACUAGGUAUGCUGUAGUCCAUACACUACUAGUACUGCAUAUAUCUCUAAGAAUAAGAAUAAUCAACCAGUACUAAUGUACCUAUAGGCAGUUUCACUUCUCAUUUAGCAAUUUUUGAUAUCUAUGAACAUACAGACACAUUUGAGUAGGUAUAAGGUACUUGAUCUUGGUAUCUUCUUGCGUUAUUGUCGUUUGAGCUGAAUACAUUUCUGUACACAGGUGUUUGUUUGAGUAACCACCUUGUCAAGGAUGCAAGAUUUUUUUAUGUUAAGCACAAUACUGGUGAAUGUAGAUUUUAAGCAUUCAAAUUGUCAUCCAGUGAUUAAUAUACAGUUGAUAAAUUUAUUCCAAGUAUUAUAAUGCUCACAGUUGAGGGCAUUUAUAAUAUUCAUCACACUUAUUGGUAUUUUGUUUUUAAUGUUGUAAUGAGCUACAGUAAUUGAUAGUGCUAUCAAAGAAGCUAUACAGUUUCAUAAGUUUAGUGUGCUUGUUCUCUUUAGACACUGCCCUCAUUAAGUAGUGGUAAAUUAAAGAUUUAAUUAAUUUACAGUAGUUAAUUAAUAUUCAUGUUUCAUGGGCACAGAUUUUACAUAUAUAAAUAACACUAAAAGUAUAGUGUUGCAUUUUAUAAUAUUUAUUUUGCUAGAACCCACAUCCACCUUCACUUUGUUUACCUACUUCCAUUGCUUUAAAGUAAUUUUAUUAUAUUAAUAUAUAAUUUAUAUUAAUUUAUAUGUGCAUGUAAACUUGUUAUUUUGGCAAAUAAAAUUUCAGUCAUA
Molecule: messenger RNA, 4691 nt
Organism: Anneissia japonica
Lineage: Eukaryota; Metazoa; Echinodermata; Crinoidea; Comatulida; Comatulidae
Product: tigger transposable element-derived protein 4-like
Exons: 2
Coding region: 192-2291 (699 amino acids)
Cellular component (GO): nucleus
Molecular function (GO): DNA binding
Source: RefSeq, a predicted model, not a curated record